UCUCCCUCUCUCUCUCUCUCUCUCUCUCUCUCUCUCUCUAUCUACGGAGUGACGUCGGUGUUAAGAAGAAGAUGGCGGCGCCAGGAAAGGCGGAAGGUGUAUCGCAGUGUGGACCUAUGUGGUGUGUGAGGUGUGUGUAGUGCUGCUGGUUGGAGUGAGUCGUCUAGUCAUCAUGAACAAUAAGGAGAGCGAGAGAGACAGCACAAAAGAGUCAGAGAACAGUCGAGGCCAGAUGAAGGUGUUUCUGCCGAACAAGUUGUUGGAGCGUCUUCCUCAAACCACCUCCCUACCCAAGGAGAGACUACGAUGGAACACCAACGAGGAGAUCGCGUCCUACUUGAUCACAUUUGACAGACAUGAAGAGUGGCUAUCCUGCUCGCUCAAGACCAGGCCCCAGAAUGGCAGCAUCAUCCUGUACAACAGGAAGAAGAUCAAGUAUAGGAAGGAUGGCUACUGCUGGAAGAAGAGGAAAGAUGGGAAGACCACCAGAGAAGACCACAUGAAGCUCAAAGUACAGGGCAUAGAGUGUCUCUAUGGUUGCUACGUCCAUUCUUCCAUCGUCCCAACAUUCCACAGGAGGUGCUACUGGCUGUUGCAGAACCCAGACAUGGUGCUGGUUCACUACCUGAAUGUUCCGUCGCUGGAGGAUCAUGGGAAGGCAUGCGGCCCGUUACUAUGUGCCGUUGCCGACCGCCGAGACUCGCUACGUUGGAGCCGAGACGAACUACUGGCCCAGCUCAAACCUAUGUUCCACAGCAUUAAGUGGUCAUGUGGAGAAGGUUAUGGAUCAUCAGAGUUCUCUAUAGAACAACUGGCUCAACAGAUCCUGGAGUCACAACAGACCAAACCUCAGCCUCGCACACACACCUGUCUCUGCAGCUCCACACUGGCGUCUCCUGGAGCUAACAUUCCCCACCGCUGUAACAGCACCAAACAUCGCAUUAUCUCCCCCAAACUGCCCGCUACCCGCCCUGCCAUGUCAGCCUCACCCCUGGCCGAGGGGGAGACAGGAGGGGGAGACAUCCCUGCAGGCGGCGAGAAGAAACCCUCCCCCCACACACACCCUCCCCCCUCACACACACACCCCCAGGUAAAGCGUGGAGGGUCUACCAGCCUGGUAGGGAGACAUGAGGGAGUCUCUUCCUCCCCCUCUCCCCCCUCCUCCUCCUCCUCCUCCUCCUCCUCAUCAUCCCCCCCUCAGGCUCACCGCACAGCAACCAUCGCCGUCAGCAACGGCACCACCAACAGUUUCUAUGGUGACCAGCGGGGCCUGACGACGGUUGCCCUGCCGCAGAAUGCGGUGAUCGUCAUGACUACGGCGGGGGUCAUCGGGACGCAGGGUGGAGGAGAGCGGGAGUCGAGUCUGUCUCUCACCCAUUCAGGUCAGCUGGUACUCUCCCCCGUCCCCCCUAAACCAGACACCCCCUCCCCCCCAACCCCACCUGCUCCACCCACCCCCUCCCCCCCCACCCCCGGGGUGGCUACUCUCAGCCUCACCCUCCUGUCCUCACCCGUUAUAGGGGGACUACUCCUCACUCCAUCCCCCUCUCCAUCCCUCCUGCACCCUCUCCCUCCUGCCGCCCCCUCUCCCUCACCCUGCCGACCUCCUGUCUUCGAUCCAGACUCCUUUCUGAACAGUCCUAAACAGGGUCAGACCUACGGAGGCACUCUGCCCCCCUCCUCACCCUCUCCUCCCCCCUCCUCCUCCCCACAUGCACCCUCCCUCGCUCUCUCCCUCUCCCCCACCUCCCCUCCCUCCUCUCUCUCAUCUCUCUCUUCUGAGGCAGAGAGGAAGAAUGAAGAGAGAGAGGUGCCCCAGACCUCUACCCCUUCCUCCUCCCUCCCUCCAUCUCUUUCUCUAUCCCUCUCUCCGUCCCACUCUGCCCCUUCUUCCUCCCUCCCUCCAUCUCUUUCUCUAUCCCUCUCUCCUUCCCACUCUGCCCCUUCCUCCUCCCUCCCUCCAUCUCUUUCUCUAUCCCUCUCUCCGUCCCACUCUGCCCCUUCCUCCUCCCUCCCUCCAUCUCUUUCUCUAUCCCUCUCUCCGUCCCACUCUGCCCCUUCCUCCUCCCUCCCUCCAUCUCUUUCUCUAUCCCUCUCUCCGUCCCACUCUGCCCCUUCUUCCUCCCUCCCUCCAUCUCUUUCUCUAUCCCUCUCUCCUUCCCACUCCGCCCCCUCUCUCCUGCCUCUGUGUCUGGAAUCAGCGCUGGGCCUGGGCCCUCUGGGGGAGACGGAGGGGGAGAGGGGGGAGGAGGGGAGAGAAGAGGGUCACCCGCCCACCAAACUGGCUCUCCUCCAGCGAGGCCAAUCCCACCAGCCGUCGUCGUCAGGGCAACACCACAGAAAAGCAUCGUCAUCGCUGCUCCUGAUUCGCCACGAAACGCAGCAGACCCCUCCCACUCAGCAGAUGGCGCCCAAUCAGCAGCCUCACAGGCAGGACGGAGAGCAGCCAUUGGUCGUCCUAGAGCCCAAAGAGCUCCAGCAGCACCUCCCCCAACCCAUGACCUCUAUGAACUUUGACCCCAACCCAACCCCGACCCCACUGAACCAGACCCAGAACUACCGCUCUCAGCUCCUACUGCUGCAACGUAGACUUCUGCAGAGUCAGGAGAUGGAGAGGGAGGUGGAGAGGGAGAGAGAGGUGGAGAGGGAGAGAGAGAGGGAGGCGGAGAGGGAGAGGGAGGCGGAGAGAGAGAGGGAGGGGCAGCUCUUACCCCUGUUUGCUAACAUCAACAACGUGGCUAAUGCAAACAUGGCUCUUUCGACUACUGUUAGUAUGGACAGUGCUAACGCUAAUGCCGCUACGGGUAAUGUUAACAUGACCAAUGUGACUAAUGGGCGGGUCAGAGUAAAGGAGGAGAGGGGGCGUGGCUACGAGGCAGAGGACACACCCAUGGACACGGGUCAAAGGUCGGAGGUCACGGAUGGCUCGGAGGAGCUAGAGAUAUCGUUCGACAGCCAGUUCCCUGACCUCAUCUCUGAGCUCAUCACAGAGGCCGACGCCCCAAACACACACACGCACACACGCCCCAACACACACACACACACACACACCUCGGUCCUCGUCCCGAACCCGGCGCCCACCAGUCUGUUCCCCACGGGGGUACGUUACAUGGUUCCUCCCCAGCCCUCCCCCUCAUCCUCCUUCCUCCCCUUCCCCCCUCUUCCCCCUAACAACGGGAGUGAGCUACAACGCCUAGCAACCAUCACAGACUUCUCCCCCGAGUGGUCCUACCCAGAGGGUGGUGUGAAGGUGUUGAUAACAGGCCCCUGGUUGGAGGCUACUGGACGUUACAGCUGUGUGUUUGACCAGAGCACCGUCCCUGCUUCACUUAUUCAGCCUGGAGUACUACGGAGCUACUGCCCUGCCCACGAGGCAGGGUUGGUAUCUCUGCAUAUAGUGGAGGACAGUGGGUCUGUCUCUUCGUCUGUUCUGUUUGAAUACAGAGCUAGAAACGCCUCGUCUCUACCCAGCUCUCAGCUGGACUGGCUGUCUCUCGACGAUAACCAGUUCCGUAUGUCCAUCCUGGAUAGACUGGAGCAGAUGGAGAGGAGGAUGGCUGAGAUGUCUGCCACCAACCCACACACACAGCCGCCGCCACAAUGCCAGCGGAUCAGCACACUCUCCCCACACACACCUCCACCCUCUACACCCGAGAACAGAAGCCAGUCAGGCCCAUGGUUUGAGAGGAGGAUAGUUGGAGUGUGUGAGAGGAUGAUGGAGGGAGGGCGGUGGGGAGGAGGAGGAGGAGGAGGAGGAGAAGAGCGCCUCGCUCACUCCAUACGCCACAGAGGGAUGACACUGCUCCACCUGGCCGCUGCACAGGGAUACACACACCUCAUCCACACACUCAUCCACUGGAGGAGUGUCAACAGUGACAGUCUGGACGUAGAGCAGGAAGUGGAUCCUCUCACCGUCGAUCAUUUCUCCUGCACUCCUCUGAUGUGGGCUUGUGCUCUGGGUCACCAGGCAGCGGCCGAGGUCCUAUACGGGUGGAACAGCCAGGCGCUCGGAAUCCCCGACUCACUAGGUCGCCUCCCCCUCGCAGUCGCACGCUCCCGCGGACACACGUGCCUCGCCCGCGCGCUGGAGGACCUACACACACACAGCCCCGACUCGCACACACCCACAGAGAGGGCCGAGGGUGGGGCUCAGGGGGAGCAGAGGACCACCCCGUCUCCGCUGUCCACCAGUCCUGACACAGGUCUGAGUUCGUCCAGUAGUAUUCCCUCCCCCUCUCUCUCCCUCCCCUCCCCAUCUCUCAGCUCAGCCUACUCUAGUGGGUCUGUACCCCUCUACAACCCUCCUGACCCAAUGGAUACCUCCCCAUCCUCCCCCUCUCUCUCCCUGUCCUCCCUCCCCCUCUCCCCAUCCUCCCCCUCUCUCUCCCUGUCCUCCCUCCCCCUCUCCCCUCCCUCCCCCUCUCUCUCCCUCCCUCUGCCGGUAUGGGGCGAGGCCUGUGGAGGUUGUGAAGCUGGGGACUCUAGUUUGAACGCUGGGCCCAUGGACUACGAACCGGCCUCUCCCCCCUCCCCUCCCGGACCUCCACACUCACACACACCCCCCCGUCGCUCACACACACACACCUUCGAGGAGCAGGUGAGCUUCAAUGAGAACGCAGAGAACGAGGAGGAGUUCCUGCCUGCUGAGGUGUUACAGGUUGACAUGGCAACGUUAGCAGAACAGAUCAUCGAGGCGACUCCUGAGCGAAUCAAACAAGAGGAAUUGUCCAUGGGGGCGGAGUCACCGCUCAGGGAGAGGCGGGACAACACGGUGAUACCCGACACCAUGCCUUGGUUGGCCACUUACCUGGACACUCACACACACUCCUCUCUGUCGAGAUGUGUGUACCCCCCCUCCCACCUCAGUACCCUGGCCCUCCAGAGGCUGCGGCCCCCCAGUAGUGCGGCGUGGGCGGAGUUCCUGAACGCCUCGGCCAAUGGGAGGAUGGAGAGGGACUUUGCUCUGCUGACUCUGACAGACUCUGAGCAGAGAGAACUGUAUGAGGCUGCACGCAUCAUCCAGAACGCCUUCCGACGAUACAAGGGUCGGAGGUUGAAGGAACAGCAGGACAUGGCAGCAGCUGUCAUCCAACGAUGCUACAGGAAGUACAAGCAGCUAACAUGGAUAGCUCUGAAGUAUGCUCUGUAUAAAAGGAUGACUCAGGCAGCGAUACUGAUCCAGUCCAAGUUCCGUAGUUACUAUGAGCAGAAGAAAUUCCAGCAGUCUAGACGUGCUGCGGUUCUGAUCCAACAGUACUACCGCAGCUACAAGGAGUAUGAACGCCUCAAACAGGGACCAAGAGGGUCCGGAUCACACAACCCAAAACUGAAGGGUUCCUUCCUGACUAAGAAGCAGGACCAGGCUGCCAGGAAGAUCAUGAGAUUCCUACGACGAUGCCGACACCGGAUUAAAGAGUUGAAACAGACUAAGGAGUUAGAGAGGAGAGGGCUUACCACCUAACUCCUCCUUCAUCCUGCUAUCUGCCACAGGAGAGAGGGAUGACUGAUGGAGAAGAGAGAGAGGCCUGUCUGCCCUCCUCCCUUUAUUCUCUCCCUCCCUCCGCUGGGGUCGCUCAUCACCCCAUCCAGCUGUAUGCCUCUGUCACUCCUCCUCUCUUCCUCCUGUACUCCUCUCAUCCUCCUGUACUCCUCUCCUCCUCUUCAUCCCUCUCUCAUGAUGAAGUCAUGCUACUUCUGCAAGAAUGCAAACGGCGCCGGGAUGGAGAGAGAGACUCCUGCCUUAACCCCUGUUCCGCUGCGGAGAGGAGGGACCUGCCUGAAUCUGUUCGUUCUUUAUAUGAACAUGUUUUUAAAAAUCUAUUUCUGGGCAAAACAAGACAACUGCAGCUUCUAACUGAAUGUAUGGAACGUAAAUAUAUAUAUAUAUAUAUACACAUAUAUAUUCUACAGAUAUCAAAUACUACAUGUCACUGCUUUUGUGUUAUUCAUUGGGUCAGGUAUUGUACGUGUAUGAAGUGAUAUCCACUGAGACAGUAGGACUGAACAGAACACUUAAAGUCUUAAAACAGGGCGAUAUCCUCACCCUAACUAACUAACCACCUUUACACACAACUAGAUGGGUUGGUAUAGAACCUCUAUAGAAUGGCAUUACAACCAUGUACAUGUAGAUAGAACCAGAACCAGUAUAGAUCUAGACCACCUAGAGAGAAACCACAUAAUGUUAGUGUAGAUAGAACCAGUAUAGAUCUAGACCACCUAGAGAGAAACCACCUCAUGUUAGUGUAGAUAGAACCAGUAUAGAUCUAGACCACCUAGAGAGAAACCACCUCAUGUUAGUGUAGAUAGAACCAGUAUAGAUCUAGACCACCUAGAGAGAAACCACCUCAUGUUAAUGUAGAUAGAACCAGAACCAUUAUAGAUCUAGACCACCUAGAGAGAAACCACCUCAUGUUAGUGUAGAUAGAACCAGUAUAGAUCUAGACCACCUAGAGAGAAACCACCUCAUGUUAAUGUAGAUAGAACCAGUAUAGAUCUAGACCACCUAGAGAGAAACCACCUCAUGUUAAUGUAGAUAGAACGAGUAUAGAUCCAGACCACCUAGAGAGAAACCACCUCAUGUUAGUAUAGAUAGAACCAGUAUAGAUCCAGACCACCUAGAGAGAAACCACCUCAUGUUAAUGUAGAUAGAACCAGUAUAGAUCCAGACCACCUAGAGAGAAACCACCUCAUGUUAAUGUAGAUAGAACCAGUAUAGAUCUAGACCACCUAGAGAGAAACCACCUCAUGUUAAUGUAGAUAGAUCCAGACCACCUAGAGAGAAACCACCUCAUGUUAGUGUAGAAAGAACCAGUAUAGAUCUAGACCACCUAGAGAGAAACCACCUCAUGUUAGUGUAGAUAGAACCAGUAUAGAUCUAGACCACCUAGAGAGAAACCACCUCAUGUUAAUGUAGAUAGAUCCAGACCACCUAGAGAGAAACCACCUCAUGUUAGUUUAGAUAGAACCAGUAUAGAUCUAGACCACCUAGAGAGAAACCACCAGGUAUCCCAAAGUCUUAAAGAAACGAACCAACCAAUCAACUGACUGAGACCGUUUUACUAACUAGUCAGUUAUAGAAGCUAGGAGGAGUUUGAUGAUAAUGAAGAUUGGUUGGUUGCUGUAACGUUGCAGGGUGGUUGUAGGAGGGUUUGGUCUGCGAGACUAAACUUCCUGAUCCUUUACAUUAUCAGGGUUAGAGGUCAGGCUGACACAACGUCCUUAACUCAUCCUUUACACUGUCAGAGUCAGGGGUUAAAGGUUAGAGGUCAGGCUGACAACGUCCUUAACUCAUCCUUUACUCUGUCAGAGUCAGGGGUUAAAGGUUAGAGGUCAGGCUGACACAACGUCCUUAACUCAUCCUUUACUCUGUCAAGAGUCAGGGGUUAAAGGUUAGAGGUCAGGCUGACACAACGUCCUUAACUCAUCCUUUACUCUGUCAGAGUCAGGGGUUAAAGGUUAGAGGUCAGGCUGACACAACGUCCUUAACUCAUCCUUUACUCUGUCAGAGUCAGGGGUUAAAGGUUAGAGGUCAGGCUGACACAACGUCCUUAACUCAUCCUUUACUCUGUCAGAGUCAGGGGUUAAAGGUUAGAGGUCAGGCUGACACAACGUCCUUAACUCAUCCUUUACUCUGUCAGAGUCAGGGGUUAAAGAUCAGGGAUUGAGCACAAUAAAUCAGAAUAUUAAAUAUUUUUGUGUCUCAGGAGAUCAAAUGUUAAUUUGACUGAUUUUGAAAAAUGCAGUGUCUUCAACCCCUUCUGACGGACACGGCAGAAAGAUGUUUCACAAUUAUUACACACACUGGUUUAUACACUGAUUACAUGUAUUCACGGUUUAUAAACUGUGUUCAUGGUUUAUAAACUGUGUUCAUAGUUUAUAAACUGUAUUCAUGGUUUAUAAACUGUGUUCAUAGUUUAUAAACUGUUCAUGUAUUAAUGGUUUAUAACACACUAACAGUUGAUAAACAGUCUAGGGCGGUAGUAACGCUUAAUACUCAUUUUCUACUAUUGCACUCUAUUAAAACCUACCAACUCUGAAAGAGAAAACCAAAGCAGCUGUAGACGUUAUAGAAGGUCUGACUGGGCUUGGUUUGGGUGUACAUACUGUAACAUACCAUGCCGUCUGGUUGAAGAAUCAUUAUGUCCUUGAUCUCUCUGCUUGCUUGACUGAUGAACCUUGGGCUAUUCCCAAUGGGCCCCUAUUCACUAUGUAGUACACUACCCAUAGGGCUCUGGUCUAAAGUAGUGCACUACCAUAGGGCUCUGGUCUAAAGUAGUGCACUACCAUAGGGCUCUGGUCUAAAGUAGUGCACUACCCACAGGGCUCUGGUCUAAAGUAGUGCACUACCCAUAGGGCUCUGGUCUAAAGUAGUGCACUACCCCUAUGGGCUCUGGUCUAAAGUAGUGCACUAUAUAGGGAAUAGGGGACCCAGCUAUGAGAUUAUUACUACUGGUGUUAUGUUAAUAUAUUAAAUGACUGAGUUGAUUUAUUUUGCAUGAGUUUGUAACAGUUUUUACAUUUUCAAAACUUUUCAAAAAUAUUAUGAAGUAUUAAAGAGAUUACGUGUCUA
Salvelinus fontinalis (brook trout) is the source of this 8569-nucleotide messenger RNA. RefSeq names its product calmodulin binding transcription activator 2 (gene camta2). Lineage: Eukaryota; Metazoa; Chordata; Actinopteri; Salmoniformes; Salmonidae. The transcript has 24 exons. Bases 173 to 5461 code for a protein of 1762 amino acids. The record is from RefSeq and is a predicted model, not a curated record. Gene Ontology annotation, cellular component: nucleus. Gene Ontology annotation, molecular function: protein binding; double-stranded DNA binding; transcription coregulator activity. Gene Ontology annotation, biological process: regulation of transcription by RNA polymerase II.